AUGUCUUUUUCUGAAACCACGGAACGGAUGGAAGCGGUAAAGAGAAAACCACUAGAAUCAUACUCCACAACAUUUAUCCUCAACAUUCCCAUAUUCAUUGUGAUAAUUAUUUUAGGAAUAAUAGGUAACAUCAACUUACUUUUGAUAAGCAGACGAGGUCGAAAGAUAGUACAAAUACCAUAUCUCAUUCUUAAAUGGAUGGCAAUAUCUAAUAUUCUUCUGUGCAUCACUUACACUCUCAACCCUAUUUCUCAUUACAUACUAAACAUGAGAAGGGAUGAAAUGGUGUGUCAGUAUUACUGGAACAUUUAUGUGGGUAAGGUCAAUAUAGUCUUCAAUUCGACUUUUAAAAAGACCAGCUUUUUGCUAACAUUGCUUCUAGCCAUAGACAGAUAUUUAGCCCUCUGCAGACCUUUUAUGUAUAGGACAGAACUAAACGUUAAGAAGAUUAAACUUAGCAUUUUCUUGUGUUAUUUGAUAUCUAUAAUCCUGAGUUUUCCGGUGUACAUUAGAAAUGUAGUUGUCGAAGUAUCUACCGUCAAUAGUUCGACGUGCCUUCUAAUUGAGGACACCGAUUAUGCGUGUUGCAGCACAAGAUUUACCUUCAAGCGUAAUCCGGCCAUAGACGAGUACAUUUCCUUCAAAUACUAUGAAAUAAUUAAAGAACUCACGCUAUUAGCUCUCCCAAUGAUAACCAUUCUUUACAUGAACUUCCAAAUAGUCAUGGUGUAUAAAGCUAAAAAUAAGAUAAAAGAUACUAUGAUGAGACAAAAUGCUAAAAGCACUACCCACAAUAACCCUCCUAUGAACGAGAUAGCUGGCCGACGUAGGAACAACUCAAAGAGUUCUGAUAAACAAUUGACUCUAACAAUGAUAGUUACAUCACUUUUGAUGAUUAUAACACUGCUUCCCAUGUCCUUUAAAAGAAUUCUCAUCAUAGUGCGAUUCGAUGACUCCAUCGGAAUAUCUUUUGUCGUGGCUAAUUUGAUAGAAUCCCUAAAUUUUUGUCUCAAUUUUUAUAUUUUUUUGCUUCUAAAUCAUGAUAUUAGAGAAUUAUGCAAGAAACUCUAUUUACCCAUUUUCGAAAAAAUUGGAAUCAGGAACUUUCAUAUUCUUGAUAAACAUUGA
Messenger RNA from Gordionus sp. m RMFG-2023, 1128 nucleotides. Its product is annotated as probable G-protein coupled receptor AH9.1. Gene Ontology annotation, cellular component: membrane. Gene Ontology annotation, biological process: G protein-coupled receptor signaling pathway. Gene Ontology annotation, molecular function: G protein-coupled receptor activity. The record is from RefSeq and is a predicted model, not a curated record. NCBI's taxonomy places the organism in Eukaryota, Metazoa, Nematomorpha, Gordioida, Chordodea, Parachordodidae. The transcript has a single exon. The coding region runs from base 1 to 1128 and encodes 375 amino acids.